CAAGAUUUGUUAUUCUAACAAUGUUAUAUCAUUGUCUUACUGUUCCAUUUAGGAAGACACACAAUGAAUGUUCCAAAUGCGAUUAAGAUUUAAAAUAAUUCACAUUAAACCAAGGUUUAUGAAACUGCCAAGAAAUAAAUGAUUUUGACACCUCAAAAACAAUUUACGUAGAUUUUGAAUAUAAAAUAAUCAAGUAAUAAAAUUAUUUUGGUAAACUGUUAUUAAAAUUUACAUGGAUUUAUUAGAUACCCAUGAAAAGGACUCAAUAAGCAAAAAGUGUAACCGAGUACGUUCAUGGUAUUUAUACGAACAGUAUAAGUCACUAGAAAGGAAUCAGAUAGAUGCUGCAUGUUUGUUAAAAAGCAAAUCCUAUCAAAAUAAUUUACUGCGCCAAGAACUAAAGGAAAGACGUGCACGCAGGAGAUUGUGCGACAGCAACGAACUAUGUCGGAGCGAAUUUAGAACAAACAAAGAUAAUAUACUCAGAAAUGACAGUGUGAGCGAUGACAAUCUGUUCGAUAGUGUCUGUGAACUUCACGAGGAUGUCGAACUAAAAGACAUCUGUAGCUGCGACGGUUCGAAAACGAGCAAAUAUGAUGAAAAUAUAAAUAAAGAAGACUUAAGUUGCUCCGACAGCGUAUUGAGUGUGGUGGAUAAUGUUACAUCUAAUUACCCUCAAGAUGUUAAAAAGGAAUUAGAAAUUGUUAAAAAGAACAUCGCUCAAAAUAUUAACCUGCAACUGGAAACUGUGAAAGAAAAUGUAGAAUGUUUGGAAAAAUUUACGAAGCUUAAUGACGAAGAUCUAUUGUCUCGAGGAAAUAGUGAAGUUGCGGAUAUUAAAGACGUCAAUAAAAAUGUAAAAGAGAAAUCAAAAAAUAGCAUAGAAUCUUUAUUGUCGAUUUGGUCCAAAUUGGUACUGUUUGCUUACAACACGUCGCAAUUAAAUCACGGAAACUGCUACUGCCAUUUCAGCUUUCAAUUAGUGACAGCUGUUCUUGCGUGCGAUUUUCUUCGUAGAAGCGUUGACAAGAUGUGUAAUUAUUUCCAGUCUUACGUCUCUCCGAUAAAGUUCGCUAGCAGUGACUGCAACACUCUCCAUCUGACCACACCGACGAAAGCCUUAAACUGCUAUGAACACAAAAAAAAUAAACGAAAGCCUCUCAAGACUCCUAAGAACUGUAAGUAUUGCUACGAUGGUCCAUGGUUGAAAAGGAAUUAUAACAAAAAAUACAAUUCAGAAUAUAAAAGUCAUUCGAACUAUGCAUUCAGUAACACAAUUAAUGAACGCAAAUGUCGUGGAGCUAGUGAGCCGUGGCAGAGUUUUGACAUACACGAAACAAAAAUUGGCGGCAGUUAUAGAUUGAACACAGAUUCCGAUAAGAGAUUUUGUUAUUGUCAUGACUUGGAAAUUAUCGUUGAUCGUAUACAACAGGUCGCAAGAGACAUGGAAAUUUUAUUGGAAGAUGUGGACGAUACAUCCUCGAAAUAUUACUUUUGAUAUUUUUUAUUUCUUUAAUUUUUUUAUAUAUAUUUUUAAUAAAGUUUACUAUUAAUAGAUUAA
This is a messenger RNA of Danaus plexippus (monarch butterfly), 1561 nucleotides long. RefSeq lists its product as uncharacterized. The record is from RefSeq and is a predicted model, not a curated record. Bases 233 to 1498 code for a protein of 421 amino acids. The transcript has 6 exons. NCBI's taxonomy places the organism in Eukaryota, Metazoa, Arthropoda, Insecta, Lepidoptera, Nymphalidae.